Molecule: messenger RNA, 1268 nt
Organism: Aspergillus nomiae NRRL 13137
Lineage: Eukaryota; Fungi; Ascomycota; Eurotiomycetes; Eurotiales; Aspergillaceae
Gene: cpcB
Product: 40S ribosomal protein RACK1
Exons: 4
Coding region: 61-1011 (316 amino acids)
Biological process (GO): rescue of stalled cytosolic ribosome; positive regulation of protein phosphorylation
Cellular component (GO): nucleus; cytosol
Molecular function (GO): ribosome binding; protein kinase C binding; translation regulator activity
Source: RefSeq, a predicted model, not a curated record
GACAAUUGCUCCGCCCGCGUUCAUCCUCUCUCCCUCUCGCGGUCCCCUACCAUCGUCAUCAUGGCUGAGCAGCUGGUCCUUCGCGGUACCCUCGAGGGUCACAAUGGCUGGGUUACUUCCCUGGCUACCUCUUUGGAGAACCCCAACAUGCUGCUCUCUGGCAGUCGCGAUAAGACCCUGAUCAUCUGGAACCUUACCCGCGACGAGCAGGCCUACGGUUACCCCAAGCGCAGCCUCGAGGGUCACUCUCACAUCGUCUCUGACUGUGUGAUCUCCUCCGACGGUGCCUACGCUCUGUCCGCCUCUUGGGACAAGUCUCUCCGCCUCUGGGAGCUCGCUACCGGCGAGACCACCCGUACCUUCGUUGGCCACACCAACGACGUCCUCUCCGUCUCCUUCUCCGCCGACAACCGCCAGAUUGUCUCCGCUUCCCGUGACCGCAGCAUCAAGCUCUGGAACACCCUCGGUGACUGCAAGUUCACCAUCACCGACAAGGGCCACACCGACUGGGUCUCCUGCGUCCGCUUCAGCCCCAACCCCCAGAACCCUGUCAUCGUCUCCGCUGGCUGGGACAAGCUCGUCAAGGUUUGGGAGCUCGCCUCCUGCCGCCUCCAGACCGAUCACAUCGGUCACUCCGGCUACAUCAACACCGUCACCAUCUCCCCCGAUGGCUCCCUCUGCGCCUCCGGUGGCAAGGACGGUACCACCAUGCUCUGGGAUCUCAACGAGUCCAAGCACCUCUACUCCCUCCACGCCGGCGAUGAGAUCCACGCUCUCGUCUUCUCCCCCAACCGCUACUGGCUCUGCGCUGCCACCGCCAGCAGCAUCACCAUCUUCGACCUCGAGAAGAAGAGCAAGGUUGAUGAGCUCAAGCCCGAGUACAUCGAGAAGGGCAAGAAGAGCCGCGAGCCCGAGUGUGUCAGCUUGGCCUGGAGCGCUGACGGCCAGACUCUCUUCGCUGGUUACACUGACAACAAGAUCCGUGCCUGGGGUGUCAUGUCGAGGGCAUAAAUGAUGAAUACCCAUCGGUGAGGGACAUGAGAGGAAGAUAACUAUUUUGUUUUUUAUUUUUCCUUAACAAAAAAGGGCAGGCAUUGGUUGGGAUGUAUGAGCCACGAGCAAUGAAGCACUUCGGUGUUCCUUAACCGGACCCGAGGUUUUUCUAAACAUGUCUAGCUUACUCGAUUCAUAAAAUCCGACUGUCUGGGAUCUUGUAAAGGAAGACAUGCCAUGUUCUAAUACAAAGACAAAAAAUACCUUAAAACGCA